AUGCACACUGCUAUGGAAGCCGACCUGGGUGCCACCGCUGGCCACAGGCCCCGAAUGGAGCUGGACGAUGAGGACUCCUACCCCCAGGGUGGCUGGGACACAGUCUUCCUGGUGGCUCUACUGCUCCUUGGGCUGCCAGCCAAUGGGCUGAUGGCAUGGCUGGCUGGCUCCCAGGCCCGGCACGGAGCAGGCACACGUCUGGCGCUGCUCCUGCUCAGCCUGGCCCUCUCUGACUUCUUGUUCCUGGCGGCAGCGGCCUUCCAGAUCCUGGAGAUCCAGCAUGGAGGGCACUGGCCACUGGGGACAGCUGCCUGCCGCUUCUACUACUUCCUGUGGGGCGUAUCCUACACCUCUGGCCUCUUCCUGCUGGCCGCCCUCAGCCUGGACCGCUGCCUGCUGGCGCUGUGCCCACAUUGGUACCCGAGGCACCGCCCUGCCCGCCUGCCCCUCUGGGUCUGUGCCGGGGUCUGGGUGCUGGCCACGCUCUUCAGUGUGCCCUGGCUGGUCUUUCCCGAGGCCACGGUCUGGUGGUACGACCUGGUCAUUUGUCUGGACUUCUGGGACAGCGAGGAGCUGCCGCUGCGGAUGCUGGAGGUCCUGGGGGGCUUCCUGCCUUUCCUCCUGCUGCUGGUCUGCCACGUGCUCACCCAGGCCUUUGCCUGUCACAGCUGCCGCCACCAACCGCAGCCUACAGCCUGCCGGGGCUUCGCCCGUGUGGCCAGGACCAUUCUGUCAGCCUACGUGGUCCUGCGGCUGCCAUACCAGCUGGCCCAGCUGCUCUAUCUGGCUUUCCUGUGGGACAUCUACCCCGGCUACCUGCUCUGGGAGGCCCUGGUCUACUCCGAUUACCUGAUCCUGCUCAACAGCUGCCUCAGCCCCUUCCUCUGCCUCAUGGCUAGCGCCGACCUCCGGGCCCUGCUGCGCUCCGUGCUCUCUUCCUUCGCGGCAGCUCUCUGUGAGGAACGGCCAGGCAGCUUCACACCAGCUGAGCCACAGACCCAGCUGGACUCUGAGGACCCAGCUCUGCCAGGGCCGAUGGUGGAGGCCCAGCCACAGAUGGAUCCUGUGGCCCAGCCUCAGGUGAACCCCACAGCCCAGCCACGAUCGGAUCCCACAGCCCACGCACAGCUGAAUCCCACGGCCCAGCCACAAUCGGAUCCCAUAGCCCACGCACAGCUGAAUCCCACGGCCCAGCCACAAUCGGAUCCCAUAGCCCAGGCACAGCUGAACCCCACGGCCCAGCCACAGUCAGACACUGAGGCCCAGACCCCUGGACCCGCUGCCAGUUCUGCGUCCAGUCCCUGUGACGGAGCCUCCCGGGCCCCAUCCUCCCAUCCCAACCUAGGGGCCCCGGAGAACCCAGCCCCUCCUCCUGCCUCUGAAGGAGAGAUCCCCAGUGGCACCCCACCAGAGGAGGCCCCAGGCACAGGCCCCACGUGAGGGUUCAGGAAUGCCCAGGCCCGCCAGAGCAGCGAAAAAGCCCGGGGGAGACAGAGGAACCAGCCAGUCAGUCAGGCGGGAAGCCACGGACAGCGCUGUCCUUGAAAACCCUGCCGAGUCCCGCGGGCCUGGAGGGAGGACUUGAGGGAGGGGAAAUGAACCAGCCAAAGGUCUCAGGCAGUUCCAUGUCAGCGUCCCCUGCUCCCAGCCACCAGCCUCUUCCAUGGUUGCCCCCAACACACACACAGUUGCCCGACAGCCCCAAACCACAGCUAAUGGCGUCUUGCAGGGUUCUGUCCCUCAACACCCCAGACCCCGCUGACAGUUCACUGGGCCUCAGUCAUGCUGGAGGAAGACAGCUUCAGACACUUUCCUGGGCUUGACCUGACCCCCUUUCAUCCUUCCCUCCCUCUCCUCCGGUCCCAUCCUCCAGCCUGGACACAAGGACGCAAAACAAAAAAGUCCCUGCAGAGAAGGGGGUCUCCUGGGAGCCACCAGCUCCAAGCAGGAGCCUGAGGCCCUGGUGACCCACAAGCUGGCCUAGCAUGGCCAAGCCUGCUCCAGCAGUCCCAUGCCCCCAACAGUCACUGAGGCUGGGGCAGGGUCUCCCUCAGCAAGGCGCCAGGAGAAGAGGCCACAGCUACCUAGCCUGGAUUCAAAUCCAGCUCUGCCACAUCCCAGCUGCGCGACUCUGGAAGAGGAACUUCACCUUCCGAGCUCCCGUGUCACUGGCCAUUGUGAGGAUGAAAUGAGAACGUGUGUAAGGCACCCAAGAGCCUGUCGCAUGGAGAGGCUGGGUGAACUGGUGUUGUCCUUCAGCCACGUACAGGGAUGUCCCUUUAGGGGCUGGGGAUGGAUGGAGGAGGCAGCAGGGAGAGACACCACCUGGCCCAAGCAUGUGGGAUCUUGUGAUGCACUGUGGCUGAGACACCCAGAUGGCCUAUGAUCAGGGGGCCACCUCUGUGCCUUACGGGGCUGCAGAGGACUUCAAAGUCCGACUCUAUUUAAAACUUCAGUUAGCAUCCACCUGCUCCCCACCCACGUGGAGGGCUGCCUGGGAUUCUCCAUGGGGGCUGCAGGUGUGCAGGCCCCGAUCCUGCCUGAACAGCAUCCUCCUUCUGUCUGAGCCCAAAUGCACAGAUGGGAAGUUGUACACAGAGCUCGGGCACCAGUGGUUCUAGAAAGGGCAAAGGCUGGCCGGGCGCGGUGGCUCACACCUGUAAUCCCAGCACUU
Messenger RNA from Callithrix jacchus (white-tufted-ear marmoset), 2674 nucleotides. It is a transcript of the gene GPR152, whose product is annotated as G protein-coupled receptor 152. Gene Ontology annotation, molecular function: G protein-coupled receptor activity. Gene Ontology annotation, cellular component: plasma membrane. The record is from RefSeq and is a predicted model, not a curated record. Lineage: Eukaryota; Metazoa; Chordata; Mammalia; Primates; Cebidae. Gene Ontology annotation, biological process: G protein-coupled receptor signaling pathway.